AUGCUGGAUCAGUUGAGAGUUCUUCUGUCUGCUCAGCCCCCACCAGCUCCUUUCACGGUGGAAGACAUCAAGAGCAAGUUCAAGAACCUUCGUACCACCUUUCAAAGACAGUACAAAGCAGUGAAGGCGAGCGAGGUUGACGGUUCUGAUACGUUUGUACCGCAGUGGAAGUACUAUCAGCAGUUGAUGUUCCUGCAGGCUGCAGGCCUGGAUGACUGCAUUGAUACCCCACCGCAGACCUCAUUAAUUGUUUCACAAGAGGAUAGCCAGCAUGUUGUCAGCACCCCAGGACUCAUCAUUUCCAUCCUUCCUCCCGAAUCCUCCACCACAACCACUUCGUCGUCGCCCUGCAUCCUCUCAAACGUAGUGGCAAAAUCGUUUUGGACAGAUGAGAAGGAACGCGCACUUAUUGAUUUCUACUCAGAACACAACUGUCUGUGGAACAAGAAAUCUAAAAACCACAACAAUCGUCUGCUCCGAUUGAAACUUCUAAAGAUUCUUAGGAGACGGCUGUCUGACCACUCUGCAUCCUUCUCUAUUGAAGACAUAAAAUGCAAGUUCAAGAAUCUUCGGACAGUUUUUAACCGCGAAUAUAAAAUGGUUCAUAUAAGCAGGACUUCUAACAAACUGUACCACUCCAAAUGGAAACACUACCAGCGACUGCUCUUCCUCUGUGAAUGGUUCAAGGAUGAAGAGAACCCAGAAAAUCUGAAAAUAAUGAUACCACAAGAAGCACAAGCGCAAGAACCUGGAAACCAAUCCACGCUGUCCGCCCCGAAGAGCUCCUCAUUGGAAGACAUAAAGACCAAGUUUAGGAACCUUCGAACCAUCUUUCAACGUGAACACAAGGCAGUGAACGCGAACAAAACCUGUGGUUCAGAAAACUUUCAUGUACCCAAGUGGAAGCACUACCAAGAGCUGAUGUUCCUCUGUGAAUCUUGUGACGAGGAGGACCAACCUGACAACGUCCACUUUCGACAAUCGGCAGACACCAGCCUCCAUCUUCUGGAUAACCAAACCCCACUAGUCUUCCCCUCUCAACAAUUUAAAAAAGACUCAAUUGGAACCACCAGUCAUACAUCUAACAAAAUGAAAACACUUGAAUCUCCACCUUCACCUCCUCCAUCCCAUCACUCAAUACUCUCCUCCGCUUCCUCCACAUCUUCUCACCUUGACAGUGGCGUGUUGGGUCAGAAACGCGUAAACCAACAGCCACCAACCGCCACCAUCGAAGUACUGGACUUUAUGAAAACAUUCUAUCAAAGUCAGAUAAUGUCGCCGCAUGCUGGUUUUCUGAAAUAUGUGGAGGAGUGUCUAAAUGAAACUCCUCCGGACAAAGUGAAGCGAAUGAAGAUGAAGAUAAUUGAGACAAUCCACAACAUGUCAGAGCAAGAAUGCACUGUGCACUUUGCAGCUCGGUGCUCGGAUAUCUCCUGCUUUGCCUUUCCUGGACAGGGAGUUCUAAAUGAUUCGCGGUCAUGUGCUCGAACCGGUGAGCCCGGGAUGAGCGCUUCCUUUGCGGACAUGGAGGAUGGCCGGGCGGGGCUCCAGCAGGCGGCGGGUGGAGGAAGAGGAGGCGGGUGGGCGCUUGUGGAGGCCCAGCUGCAGGGUGGAGCUCCGUGGGGCUUUACGCUUCAGGGUGGCCUGGAGCACGGGGAGCCGCUCAUCAUCUCCAAGGUAGAAGAGGGUGGGAAGGCUGACAGUUUGGAGUGCCCACUGCAAGUAGGGGAUGAGAUCAUCAUCAUAAACAACAUCGAGCUGACAGGUUAUCGUCAGGAAGCCAUCGCCCUUGUCAAAGGAUCACAUAAGACUCUACAGAUCACCGUCCGCAGGGAGUUUGAUCCUGGAUACAUUGAGGAAUUUGGGUCUUCACCUCCCUCAUAUCCUUCUUCUUUUUGUGCUCCUUCACCUCCUCCUCUUUCCUCUACACCACCACCACCGCAUCAACAACAAAAAACAACCCAACGCAGACCAUGUUCAACAGGAGGAGUCCAGCUACGCAUCAAGAACAGACGCAGUGAGACGGCGUCUCGUCCUCACUCCUGGCAUUCAACAAAACUGGGUGAAGGUCGGCAGGAGUCAGACCGGGAAAGGAUGGACACCAUGAGCAGUGCCUGGCACCACAAUUACCAUGCGAGUGCCUCCACUACAGACCUCUCGGGCGGGUUUGAGUCGGACGGAUUGAGGAAGAGUCCUGACCAGUACAGCUCACGAGGCAGCAUGGAGAGCCUGGAUCCCCCUCAUUCUGUGCACCUUCAGCACCACCAUACACUGGGUCAUCACACCCACAGUGAGCCCCACCCUGCCUACUCCUCCUGCCAACAGUUAUCUUAUGCCAGGUCGUCCAACAGCAUUGAUCACCUCCACAGCAAACGAGACUCUGCAUACUCCUCCUUCUCCACCAGCUCCAGUAUCCCAGAAUACCUCGCCUCUGCUCCGGCAUUCGGUCCCGAGCGCUCCUGUUCCCUGGAGACCAUGCCCCAUAGAGGAGGAAGUGGGGAAAUGCAACAAACCGACAUACGUUACAUCCAGACGGCGUACAAUGCCCAGCAGGAGCAAGAACUGAGCUCUCCAUUGGAUACUUCGCUACGUAUUAGCGAUUCAAAAAGUGGGGAAGGAGCGACAGGAAGGCAAAGCAGGGAUCCACGAAGUGGAGUCUGUUACCGUGGCAGCAGCAGUAGCAGUGGUAGUAGCAGUGGUGUUCUGGCUGCAAACAGGCACAGUGUGGGUCCUAUAUGGGCUCCUGGAACCAGCCACAACUCCUAUGAGAACCUAAAGGGGGCACCUGCUCCACCACGGCGCAGCGACAGCUUUGCAGCCAUCAAGAACCAUGAGAGGCCCAACUCAUGGUCCAGUGUGGAGCAAACCCGUGCGGUUAACAGGUCUCUGCAGAAGGGCUCCUGGCAUCACUCCAGUGGCCCAGUGGCUUUGAGUACAGCUAAAGGCUCAUGCAUAACUGAGGGUCAACUGCACACAGUCAUAGAAAAGAGCCCAGAGAGCAGCCCUACCACCAAGCCCCGACAGGGCUUUUCCCCACCAGGUUCACCCACUGAAUCUUCUGCAAGCCAAGCUCCCCAAUCAGGACGCCUCAUUCUCCCCACAGGAGUGUACCCUGUACCCCAACCUGAGCCCCACUAUGCCCAAAUACCCAGUUCAAGUCCCAUGCCUUCCACCUUGGGAGUUUAUCCUGCUCUGGCCAAGGAUAGCAACUGGCUUCAGCAAGAUGUGCAGAACGUCAGAGGGCAGGAGGAGGAAGUGAACAAUCAUUGGAAGGAUGGAAAACCGCCAUCUUUUGAAAAAGGUCACCAAAGGAACAUUUCAUCACCGUAUCCCCACUCCACUCUUUCAACAAAUGCCCCAACGCAGAGCAGAGCACAUGAAUCUGACAGGAAUCAACAGGAGGAGUCUAAUUUUGGGCACAGCAGACCCUUUCCUACUGCAGGAAAAUCCGAGAGCCAGGCAGGGGCCAACAUGUCUCAUCGUCAGCAGGGACCACAAUUUAAUAGCCCUAAUCCCCUCCAUAAGCAUUCUAACCAAGGGCACCAUAACCAAAUUCAGCAGGAACAAGAUUACCUAAGUUUCCAAACCCAGUCAGCUCCGGCACAGAGGACCCAGACCUGCCAAGAGCAGAGAGACCCUUACACAACUGUACAGUCUGGAGGCCAAGUCAAAAGAUUGAUGGACCAAUCCAACGUUCACUCCGAUCCAAUGUCGUAUUCCAGAGUUGCGCAGGGACAAGUGCCCCCUUCCCAUUCACAGGCUCACCAUCACCCUCAGCAAACGUCCACUCAAUCCUCUCACCGUCACCACAGUGACUCAGCAGCUCUUCAUUACCAUCACUCGGACCAGAAAGAGCAGAACCGAGAAAAAGAACACCCGCUGACUUGUCUCGAAAAAGCCCUCGUAGAGGUACGCACCAGCCCCAACAACGUCGUCUCUGCCAGUAGUCAUGACAACAAUACGUUGGCCGAGGGUAUCCAGGGACCCACCCGGAGUCUCUCUGUCCUAGAGAGGGUCAAUCGCAUUGAGCAUUGUGACAGAGCAGGAAGGCAACGGAGUUACAGCAUCAGUCAUAGCCACCACAAGAACUCUAUCCGUAGGAAUCAGAUGACUGACAAAGCCCAGGGUGGCCCCUGUGGAACUGAGGAUCUGAAAAACAUGCUAGAAAGAAGCACCAAAGGGAGCAAAGCCCAUAGAACCAUUAGCUACAGAGGAGGCAGCAUUAACUACAGGAAAGACAGGACUGCUACACCUGAUCCCAGUUCAGCCCUGGAGAGGAGCCUGAGCAGCCUCCAUCUGGAUGGAUCCAGAGAGGAAAAUGACAGUAAGACUUCUUUGAAACAAAAUGCCCAAAACUUGAUGAGCACUUCGCAGGACACGUCCUCUCAAAGAUCCUACAGGGACUCAUUGAAAGAUGCGCAGUCUAAGGUCCUACGUUCGACAUCCUUAAGACACAAUUUCCCUCCUGUUCGAUCCUCACGCACAACCGCUUCUGUUAAUUCUUCCUCACCUGGCAACCAUCAGCCACUGCCUUUCCAGGGCAACCACCACCCCUCGGAAAAGAAAGGCCCUAAAACAAAGCCCAAACCAUCUAGCAUUGUUAUCUCUGCCCCAGUCACAUCCCCUCACACUCCAAAGGAGCGACACGUGGUCGGACCAGAGACCCGAGGUCCGAGUCCCCCGGCCCUGCCCAGCGUUCCGCCGGUUGGACCUCCUGCUAUGUCACGAAUCUGUGGGCGCAAACGUCUGACUACAGACCAGAAAAAACGCUCUUAUUCUGAGCCAGACAACAUUAAUGAGAUUGGGAUUUCAGAUUCUGAAGCAUCUGGUCCCUUCAAACUUGGAGGAGAGACCAGUGUGGCUGACCGCCGGAAGAUGUUUGAGCUCGGCUUUGGGAACAACGCCAUAUCAAAGCCUGACUUGCGUCAGCUUCAGCAAGAUGCUGUGGCUCAGUAUGUGCAAAGGAAGAAAAAUGCAAAGAAAGACGAGGGAAGAGAAAGGACUGGGCUAAGGCCUCUCAGUGCUUAUGUACAGUCAGACAACACUUAUCCUUCAGACACCCUCAGCCUCUCCUCCACCUCAAGCCUGCUAUCCCUCCAAGACUCUGGCUUGGAUCGCAGUCUUUCUUCAAGUGAUAAACACCAUUUCUCAUCUCCUGGAGCUGACCUGCGAAGCCUUAAUUCUAUCUACUACAUGGGCAAAGAGACCACUCCCAGGCCUCCGUCACACCCAUCACCAAGUGGAGACUCUUCAUCUGAGCACCACACUACCAGCACCCACCUCCCUUACAACUACAUUCAGGAAGCAGCCUCCAAUAAACAGAGGACAAGUCGGUCAAAAGAUUCACGGCAAACGGCAAGGCCUCAAGAGAACCGUGUAAGGCCCAAGCACGUGAGCGGGUCAUUGGCAAUGGUUGGGUCGGUGUUGGGCUCUGGCAAAUCUGCCUCAGUGGAAGACCUUUUGGAGCGGUCAGAAGAAAGGGUUCCCAACCACUCUCGCUCCCGCUCAUCCCCUACUCUGGAGAUACUGAAUCAGGAUUCCCCAUCAGAUCAAGCAAAUCUGUUCCAUGUCUUUGGGUCGAAGACUGAGGACAGCACUGGAGACAAUGAGCCACUAGAGGGCCACACAUCUCCCCAACCAUCAAUGAACAUUCCCGAGGACACCCAGCCUGCUGCUGCUUCUCAAGGUACAGUCUUUUCCCACUACCCUGGUCCACUGAGGGACAAACAGCGUCAUAGGAACAGUGAGCGCCAGCGAGCCCAGAGCAUGUCGUCUCUUGCAGCCUCAGUUGGUCUGCCUUGCCCACUUUCCCCCGCGUCUGCAUCUCAAGAGGGAGGUAGCAACGAGUGGUAUUCGAACAAGGAUCAAAGUCUAGCCAAUCUGAACGACAUCACCUUCCCGGGCGUCCCCCAAAGCGAUGGCGGCACCAAAGUAGGAGCUGUCAGCCUCGACGCGUUCGUGACGGACCAACCAAUGAGGCACAGUUUGAGUGACGCUAGUAUAUUAGAAGACAAAACAAGGGGCGGUCACAGAGAGAGAACAUUUAGUAUAGAAAAGAGAGGAGAUCUGUUUGAAGAAAACAAACAAGUCACUUCAGUGACGUCAUUACCGCUGCUUCAGUUACAGAUUCCGUCCACACCGGACAGUAAACACGGAGGGAAUAUGGAAUCACACCCUUCGCCAUCUUCUCACCCAAACCUUUCCUCAGUGAACAGCACCCCUGACCAACAACAGAAAUCCUCAGUUCUGUACAGUGAGGACUUGGAUGAGGUAUUUCUUCAAAAUCCUCCACCUGCAUCCCCUUCACUUUCAGUCAAAGAGACGGACUUCCCUCUGCCUCAACCUUCUCUGAAUGAGUUGUACAAGAGAAACUCCUUGCAGAUUCCAGAAAGCUUACCGAGCCUUCUGCCGUCCUCGAAGUCACGAUCGUCCACCCUCACAUCCACGACUUCGAGUUUGGACACCCUCUUGUUAGAUGACACACUUAACCUUGAAUACGAGCCCUUCCUCAAGAGGGAAAAGACAGUGGAGGAUCUACAGGUGGAGACGCUGGCACAGCAGUUGGUAAUGCUGGAUCGCUCUCUGGUACCCAUCCUUGAAACAUGGGAGGGCAAAUCCCCUGUGGAGCUUGUGGGGGAGAUCCUUCAAAACAGCAGACUGGGUCCCAAAGUACCAUGGCAAGACAGGUUUAGCCCAUUAAAUGUCAGGGUUGAGGACCCUGUCAAUGCGCAAAUGGAUCAAAGAACUGAUACCGAAAAGCAGAAAGAUCUUAACAGCAGGAAGGUGGAGCUGUGCGAGGCUCUGAAGUGCAGCGUGGUGGCUAUGCGGCAAGAGAAGGACGCGUUGUGCAAGGAGCAGAAGCAUCACCAGGCGCUUGGGGCCAGCAUUGACUCUCUGGUGCACAAACUAUGCAAGAUCAAUGAGAGGGACAAGUACAGCAUGUUCAUUGGAGACCUUGAGAAAAUUGUUAACUUGCUGCUGUCACUGUGUAGCCGACUGUCGAGGAUUGACAAAUCUCUACAUGCUUUGGAAAGGGAAGAGCUUGCAAACGAGGACACUUCAGUGGAGCGGGACUCCCUCCAGCACAAGCGUUCUCAGCUCCUCAGUCAGACCGAGGAUGCCCGGGAACUGAAGGAAAACCUGGACCGGCGGCAGCGCGUCGUCCACGCCAUCUUGCGAGGCUACCUCACUGAUCCCCAGCUCCAAGACUACUGCCGUUUUGUCAGCACCAAACCCUCCCUACUGAUUCGCCGACGGAACCUCGACGACCUCAUACGACAGCGAGAGGAGCAGCUGACCAGGCUGGCCGAGACCCUCCCGCCCGAGCUGGCGGCGAAUCAAGAUUGGUGCGAAGGAUCUCUGCGUUCGUCCCCGAGCCUCGUCUCUUGCUCUUCUCCCUUCCCACAGCUGCUUCCCCCUUCUCCCAUUCCCGGGCACACCCACACGACCAGGUCCACUACAGUGACGUCACUGUGA
Molecule: messenger RNA, 7476 nt
Organism: Nerophis lumbriciformis (worm pipefish)
Lineage: Eukaryota; Metazoa; Chordata; Actinopteri; Syngnathiformes; Syngnathidae
Source: RefSeq, a predicted model, not a curated record